Danio aesculapii is the source of this 3340-nucleotide messenger RNA. It is a transcript of the gene slc13a1, whose product is annotated as solute carrier family 13 member 1. The transcript is spliced from 15 exons. Gene Ontology annotation, cellular component: membrane. The record is from RefSeq and is a predicted model, not a curated record. Gene Ontology annotation, biological process: monoatomic anion transmembrane transport. Gene Ontology annotation, molecular function: sodium:sulfate symporter activity. NCBI's taxonomy places the organism in Eukaryota, Metazoa, Chordata, Actinopteri, Cypriniformes, Danionidae.
GCAAUCAUAAGACAAAGUCCCUGAGUUGACUCUGUUUCGGCCACAAGAUGAGGCGGCUUAGAUUUUCUUGGAGUGCCCUGAAACCUCUAAUCAUCAUCUGCACACCGCUGGCGAUUCUACCACUGCCACUGGUCAUCAAAACCAAGGUAGCAGAAUGUGCAUACAUCCUGAUUUUAAUGGCUGUGUACUGGAUGACAGAGGUUUUGCCUCUGUCUGUGACGGCACUUAUCCCCGCUCUGCUUUUUCCUCUUUUUGGGAUCAUGAAGUCCUCCCAGGUUGCAUCUCAAUAUUUCAAAGACUUCCACUUGUUGCUUCUGGGGGUCAUCUGUUUAGCAACAUCAAUUGAGAAAUGGGGUCUUCAUCGAAGAAUUGCCCUCAGAUUGGUGACCGGACUUGGAGUCAACCCUGGCAUGUUGAUGCUGGGGUUCAUGGUUGGCUGUGCUUUUCUCUCUAUGUGGUUGAGCAACACCUCAACUGUGGCAAUGGUUAUGCCAAUUGUGGAGGCAGUGAUCCAACAGGUUUUGAGUGCAAGUGAAGAGGCCAACAAAGACCACAAGGGGGCAUUAAACGGCAUCUCCAACCCAGCUCUUCAGCUUGAAGAUAUUGAGGCCCAGCAUGACCAGUCAGAGAAGAUAAAAAGCAUAGAAGCAGGCAUAACAGAGCCAGUUCAGACAACUCCUCCUGAGGAACAAGAAACUGCUAAGGCACCGACUCCACCGUAUAGUGGAAAGUACAGGACCCGCGAAGAUCACAUGAUGUGCAAAGGCUUGUCACUUUGUAUUGCCUAUUCAUCGUCCAUUGGGGGGCUGACCACAUUAUCAGGAACAUCCACAAACCUGAUAUUUGCUGAAUACAUCUAUCAGUACUACCCAGAAUGCACCAUCGUUAAUUUUGGGAACUGGUUCGUGCUUUGUCUUCCCAUCUGCAUAAUUAUGCUGAUUUUGUCAUGGCUGUUCCUGCACUGGAUGUACCUCGGAUCCAACUUUCGUGCCAGUCUUUGUUCCAGACAACGUUCUGAAAAAGAGAAAAUCACUGCCAGAGUGCUCCGGGAUCAUUACAACUCACUGGGUCCGAUCAGUUGGCAGGAGAUUGUUACAUUGAUCAUAUUCAUUCUGAUGGCAAUUUUGUGGUUUACAAGAAAUCCAGGGUUUAUGCCAGGCUGGUCAUCAUUGUUCUCCAAUAACCCAGGUUACGCUACAGAUGCCACUGUAGCACUGUUGCUGGGAUUCCUGUUCUUCCUCCUCCCCUCGCACACUGUUAGCAUUUCUGUUGUUAAUUUACAUUUUUGAUCCAUGUUACAGAGGCCUUGAUAACAGUGGAAGGACUUUCAGGCCUGUAUGCCAUGGGAGAUCAGUCUGCUCGUGGGUGGCGGUUUUGCUUUGGCUGAAGGAACAAAGAUUUCUGGUUUAUCGUCUUGGGUUGCUGAAUUGCUAACUCCCUUGGGAAGUCUUCCACCUUUAGCUACUGUCACCAUUGCCUGCCUUAUUGUCACAUCUAUCACAGAGGUUGCCAGCAAUGCUGCCACAAUGACAAUCUUUUUGCCUAUACUGGCACCCUUGGCUGAGGCAAUUGGAGUCAACCCUCUGUAUAUGCUGAUUCCCACGGCCCUGUCUGUGUCCUUCUCAUUCUUGCUUCCGGUUUCUAAUCCCCCUAAUGCUAUUGUCUUCACGUAUGGUCAUCUGACAAGCAUGGAUAUGGUAAAAGCAGGGCUGGGUGUAAACGUUAUAGGUAUUCUUACAGUCCUCUUAGCUCUCACUACUUGGGGAACACCUCUGCUUAAGUUGGACACCUACCCAGACUGGGCACCGGUGGUAAACAUAACUGGAGUAUGACCAUAACUGUGAACAUUUUAGAAAUGUGGACAUUUAGCUUUUUAAAAAUACACGGUAUCCCAGUUGCAGUUGAUACUGCAUAUUCCACAAUCCAAUUGUUUCAUUCCUUUGGAUCACUUGGACAAGAAGCUAAAACCAGCCUGCCUUAUCCAAUACAACAGACUAAAAAACUGGGUCUGAAAUGUGUUUGUUUAUAUGUUUUUGUAUUAUAAUAAUAUUUGUGAUUAUACAGAAUGUGUUAUGUUAAAUGUAUGUUUUAAGCUUUAAGCUGAGUUUGCAAGACAGGGUUAGUCUUGUUGUCUAACCAUAGCACUUAAUGUUUUAUAAGAUUGUAUAUUUUUGUUAUCCUCUAGCAGGUACUUGUACACAGUGAAUAGUAUGUGUGGAAUGUUGAAAAAAUUUACAAACAGCAUAGAUAAAAUAGAGAAAAUUCAAAACUGAAUAGAAUACAGUCUUACUUUCAGCAUUAGACACUCCUUAACAAUAACUUGCACAAAAUGGUGGCCAAAAAAAAAAAAAAAACAGCCAUUUAUUUAAAUGAGUCAUUCAACUGUUUGGCUUGCUAAAAUGUAUUCUGUCAUCUAGUUUAGUUUUAAGGGCAUCAGUCAAAGUGUUCAAUAUUUAUAUAUGUAUGUAUAUAUGGGGUUCGUUUUGAUACUAUUGUAAAAUUCACCUCACAGAAUGCGAUAUAUUUUAAAUGGAAACUCAACAUCAAUGUUUAUUUUACGUGUUCAUAUGUUUUUUGUGAGGUAUUUCUUUGUUAGAGAUUUCAAUAUGACAAGUCUGUAUUUAAAAACAAAACAAAACAUUUAAAUAUAACCUGAACCAUUCAUAGUCAUCAUGUACUAGCGGGAAUUCACACCUAUUUUCAAUAAACAAUGCUUUGAAAAAUCACUGUAUCAGUGUUAAUUGAACUUUUCACUGAGGAUUGUCUCAAGUCUAAUUACUGAAUCCCAAAAUUAAAUGUUUUGACAACUCUAGACUGAGUGGAAGUCUUAUCAAAGAGAUUCAAGAGGCAGAUUAGCUUUGAUGAAAUUAGGUUACACAGAACAAUUGCCAUUUAUGGGUGAGUAGCUGCAGAGAAGGGUGUUUACAGACAAGCCAUGCAGCUACAAAGAAAAGGAAUCUGAAAGUAUAUCUUAAUCAUUUCUUCCCAUAUUCAUUAGAGGAGAGGAUCUGAAAAUAAAACCGUAUACUAAUCAGUGUGACUUUAAUGGGGCAGCUAAUGCAAAACAAAGGAGGAGGCCUUAAUAUGCCAUUUGAAUGGGCCUGGGCUAAUAUUUGUUCUCAAAGUGAGCCAGUGAUGAAAACUAAUUCUAUAAACCGCCCACGUUAUGAUAAUUCAUGCUCAAAUCCUGCAGCCAUUGCAAUUCAAGGUCACUGUUCAGUUGCAUGUGAGGUAAUAGCAGCUUGUCUGAAGGGUCUAAUCUGAUUAUGUAUUAUUUAAAUCUUAUUUCUUGUAUGAUAAUUGUGGUUUGUGGACUAUUAAGUUUAACAAUUAUAAAGAU